AUUGCUUUGCAGCUCCUGACGCUGUGCAUCUUCUGUGCUUCCGCAUUCACAAAAGUGCAAGCCGCUGUGCCGCUUCCCGUCGCCUCGCUCGAUCCAGACGUGGAGAUACUGCCAAGUGGGAGCGCCGUUAGCAGCCAAUAUGUAUACCGCGUCCACAAUAAGCCGAUAAUUCGACCUGUUGUAGCGCCAAUCGUCGAAGUCAAUCCUCCAGCCUUGGCCGCUCCGUUAAACAACUUAGCUUUUCCAGCAGCGCAUACAAAUCUGCCGCUAACAGCACCAGUUUUGAGACCGCCCAUAAUACCCAUAGCGCAACAAGCCGCGCCUUUAUUACCGCUCCCACCAAGUUUGUCCCCACCAACCGUUUUUCCUGCUACUUUAAUCUCACAUCCAACACGUGUUUAUGGACCACCAGCUUUUCCUCACGCUCCUGCGCGUCUGACACUCCCCCUUGCGAUCUCACAACGUCUGCGCUCCAGAUUCAGUUAUAAGCGUCGUCCAUCUGCUAUAGCUCUGCGUCGUUAUCCGACCCACGCAGCUUAUCGGUGGUAUGGUUAACUAAAUCCAAAUGUCCUUAAAUUUAUG
Zeugodacus cucurbitae (melon fly) is the source of this 582-nucleotide messenger RNA. RefSeq lists its product as uncharacterized. The annotation marks the transcript as partial. The record is from RefSeq and is a predicted model, not a curated record. The transcript has a single exon. Lineage: Eukaryota; Metazoa; Arthropoda; Insecta; Diptera; Tephritidae.